Botrytis fragariae is the source of this 4386-nucleotide messenger RNA. Its product is annotated as putative abc multidrug protein. The transcript has 3 exons. Gene Ontology annotation, cellular component: membrane. Gene Ontology annotation, molecular function: ABC-type transporter activity; ATP hydrolysis activity; ATP binding. Bases 1 to 4386 code for a protein of 1461 amino acids. Lineage: Eukaryota; Fungi; Ascomycota; Leotiomycetes; Helotiales; Sclerotiniaceae. The record is from RefSeq and is a predicted model, not a curated record. Gene Ontology annotation, biological process: transmembrane transport.
AUGGAUUUGUACAGUAAUGAGGGGUGUCAAUCCGACGCUGAUAACAAGUUUGGUCCAGUGAUGGUGGCAUGUGCCCGUAGUUUUGACUUUACAUUGCUCUUCGAGCAAGCUAUACUUUCAGUUGUUCCAAGCACUAUCUUUCUACUUCUUUCACCAUGGAGAAUUUGGUUUCUUCGAUUGUCCAGUCAAAAGACGAAAUCGAGUUGGAUGUCGAUUGCAAAACCGAUAGCAUCCGUGGCAUUGAUCUCGGGUCAAAUAGCACUUCUAGUUUUCUAUACUCAGUCAAUUACCAUUCGAACACGGUUCUCAAUACCUACAACUACAUUGGAUCUUUUGGCUGCUGUAGCUAUUGUACCGCUCUCUCAUCUUGAACAAUAUCGUUCUGUGAAGCCAUCAACUCUCAUCAGCUUGUAUCUUGCUUUUUCGGCAGGUCUUGAUAUUCCUCAAGCUCGCACAUUGUAUAAUGUUCCCGGGCAGCUACACCUUGCAAUCGUUUUCUCCUAUAGCUUGGCGGCUAGAAUCACGUUACUAUGCCUUGAAGCAUGGGAUAAGAGGGUGUUCCUCAUGGAACAGUAUCAGACAUUGGCUACCGAGGCAACUAGUGGUAUCUUUAGCAACAGUCUUUUUCUUUGGAUGAAUGUGCUUUUCAAGCGUGGUUAUAACAAGGUAAUAUCAUUUGAAGAUCUCGGCCAAAUUGACAGCAAUCUCGAGUCUGCAGCAUUACACCAAAAACUUCAAGACUCAUGGAAACAACGAAACCAUGAGGCCAAGAUGCCUCUGCUGAGAAGUCUAUGGAAAGCCCAUCGAUGGUCAAUCUUAAUGCCUGUCUUACCUCGCUUAUGCUAUUCUGGAUUUUUGUUUGCGCAGCCAUUCCUUAUUGAGCGAGCAAUCAGUUAUUUGAGUCAGCCGAGUGAUGUUCUGGAAGAAGAUAUUGGUUAUGGGCUUAUUGGGGCGACGGCAUGUAUCUAUCUCGGAAUAGCGAUUUCGAAUGCCUUAUAUCGGCAUCAUAUCUAUCGAAAUGUAACAAUGGUUCGAGGAUCGCUCGUCUCAUUAAUCUACACUAAGAGUUUGUCUAUAGAGAACCAGAUGGACGAUCCAUCAUCUGCUCUCACACUUAUGAGUACCGAUGUUGACCGAAUUUGCCAGAGUGUAGUCAUGCUUCACGAUCUUUGGUCUCGGCCUUUAGAGCUGAUCCUUGGGAUUGUUCUCUUGGCCUUUCAAAUAGGCUGGGUUUGUACCAUGCCACUGGUCGUGAUUUUCGUCAGUGCUAUACUCGAUUCAAGAGUCACUUUAAUGAUUGGGGGCAAAGUCAAGAUUUGGUCAGAUGCCGUCCAACAGCGGAUGUCCUUGACAGCUGAUAUUUUAUCCUCAAUGAAAAGCGUCAAGAUGUUGGGCAUGACAAGGCCAUUGAGAUUUCUACUGCAAAACGAAAGAAAGAAGGAGCUUACAUUACAAGCAAAAUUUCGGUGGUCCACAGUGUGGCUGAAUACUCUAGGAAACAUGCCUCCAGCCCUCGCUCCUGCAGUCACUUUUAUCGUAUACGCGAUCAAGGCACGCGUGACAAACUCGGGCCCACUCAAUAUUUCUCAAGUCUUCACAAGUCUUGCGUUGAUAAACCUUGCUACAACUCCUGCUUCAGAACUUAUAACUUCCUUUCCAUUUGCAGCCUCUUGUCUUGGAUGUGUAGAAAGAAUUCAAGGGCACCUGCGAAGACAAGAUCGGCACGAGAAGCGAAUCCUGAACCCCAAAAGAAAUCUGCUGCAGGAAAACAUCAAAGAUGGACACGAUUUAAGUGUAUCUAUCGCGUGUUUGUCAGGCAUAUGUAUUUCAGUGAACAAUAGUGAGAUUCCUCUUUUGCGCGAGCUUGACUUGGUGUCUUCUCAAGGCAGCUUCACUAUGAUUUUAGGCCCAAGUGGAUCCGGAAAAUCAACGUUAUUAAGAGCGAUACUGGGCGAAACAAAGUACAGCGGUACUAUCUCCAUCAAUUCCAGUCGAAUAGCAUACUGUCCCCAAACCGCAUGGCUGUUUGUGGGUACUAUUCGGCAGAACAUUUGUGGUUUAGAAGUAGACACAUUCGAUGAAGCUUGGUACAGAUCUGUACUUCACGCUUGUGUACUUGACGAAAUGAUCUUUGGCUUGUCUAAUGGUGACAAUACUCUCGUUGAAGGGCAAAGCUCUGGUCUCAGUGGUGGUCAAAAACAACGUCUCAAUAUCGCUCGAGCUUUGUAUCACCGACCACAACUGAUUCUGUUUGAUGAUGUUCUCAGUGCCUUGGAUAUGAAGACUGAGAUACAAGUUAUGACCAGAUUGUUUGGAAGAGAUGGUUUAAUAUCAAAGCUUGGAGCUACAGUUAUAUUUGUGACUCAUUCAACACGCUGGGAAACGAUUGCAGACAAUGUCAUCACGUUAGAUGGGUCUGGUAAUGCGGCAAAGCACUCCAAGAUCCCUGAUCUUCAAGCCAAAGUUUUACCCACGGAAUUCGAUUUGCACCGUUCUGUGGAUCUGAACUCGUCAGACAACGUGGAUACAGGCCAUAUAUUCGAUAGUAUUUCUACAGGAGAGAAUUUGCAAGCACUUGAUUCCAGCAAUGGUAGGAUUUCAGAAACCCAGGCGCUUAGUGAGGACCAUAUCGUCGAUAUUUCUCUACGCGAAAGCGAUUCAAGAGAUUAUGUCUACUAUUUCAAGAGUGUUCGAUGGCCAACAAUAUUAAUGCUUUUCUUGUCUGCUACCGCACAGACUAUAUGUCUUUACAUGUCUCAAGCAAUACUUAAUUGGUGGGCAGCGGACCAUGGCUCAAAUGAAGAAAAAUGGCUCCCAACAUACCUCAUCUUGGCUAUUGGGAAUGGGGUAAUGUACGGGUGUACUGCAUGGAUCAUGUUUCUCAAACUAGUACCAGAAUCAGCCGCCAAUCUACACCUGAUAUUGCUCGACGUGGUAAUGAAUGCGCCUUAUUCAUUCUUCACGAAAACUGAUAUCGGAACAAUACUCAAUCGUUUUAGUCAAGACAUGACGCUUAUCGAGUCUCAACUACCUACUGGAGUCAUGUGUACAUUGAUGUAUUGUUUAUGGACAAUUGGAUCCUUGUGUCUCAUAUCUCUUGGUUCAGCAUGGAUGGCCAUAACAAUUCCAGCAGUAAUCAUUACACUUAUCUGCAUUCAACGCGUCUACCUCCGAACAUCUAGACGACUUCGAGCUAUUGAAUUAGAAUUGAGAAGUCCAAUAUAUUCUCACUUUAUGGAGACUCUGAAUGGAUUGUCAAGCAUCCGAGUUUUGGGAUGGCAAGAACAAUUCACAGAUUCCAUGAUUGAAAAAGUCGACAAAUCUCAAGUUCCUUAUUAUCUUCUCUACUGUGCUCAGAGAUGGCUUCAGCUAGUAUUAGAUCUAGUAGUCGCCGCUCUAGCCAUAAUCGUCAUAGCACUGGCCAUCAAACUACGCAAAUCCACCGAUCCAGGAUCUCUCGGGCUCUCCCUAAACAAUGUUCUAAGUUUCAACGAAACCCUAAGUUUUCUCCUCCAAUACUGGACACAAUUAGAAGUUUCCCUCGGAGCCAUAUCGCGCACCCGAGGAUUCGCACAUCGCACUCCCUCAGAGCACAAACCCCUCUCUCUCAUUACCCUCCCACAAGACUGGCCCGAACACGGCACCAUCGAAAUCCGCAACCUAAACGCGAGCUACACCCCCUCCACCCUCGCUCUAAACAACAUCACCCUCUCCAUCCACGCCGGCGAGAAAGUCGGAUUCUGCGGUCGCAGUGGCAGCGGCAAAAGCUCCUUACUAUCCUCCCUUCUUCGACUCCUAGAAAGCUCCAGCGGAUUCAUCACAAUCGACGGUAUAGAUCUCUCCAACAUCAACCACCAAACUCUUCGCGAACGACUCCUCACCGUCCCUCAAGAUGCAUUUCUAAUCCAACAGACCAUCCGCUAUAAUCUCGAUCCUCUAGCACAAUACACCGAUCCUCAACUCAUCGCCGCUCUUCAAAAAGUCCAUCUCUGGUCCCUAUUCUCCCCACUCAACGGCCUCAAUACAAUCGCCUCCUCUAAUUUCCUCUCCCAAGGACAGAAACAACUCUUUGGCCUGGCACGCGUGAUUCUCGGCGCAUCGCGCAGAGAAGUUAAAGGGGGUAUUCUACUACUCGAUGAAGCAACAAGUAAUAUAGAUCGGGAAACCGACGAAAUGAUGCAGAAAAUCAUUAGAGAAGUGUUUAGAGGAUAUACGAUAUUGAUUGUGGCGCAUAGAUUGGAUAGUAUUAUGGAUAGCGAGCGGAUUGUUGUUCUUGAGAGGGGGAGAGUUGUGGAGGUGGGGAGUCCGGAGGAGUUGCUGGGGAGGGAGGGAGCUUUUGCUGGACUUUGUGGUGCGAGAGGAAGGGAGAGGGAGAGAGAGGGGUGA